Messenger RNA from Phytophthora nicotianae INRA-310, 2554 nucleotides. Its product is annotated as TKL protein kinase. The coding region runs from base 1 to 2430 and encodes 809 amino acids. Gene Ontology annotation, molecular function: ATP binding; protein kinase activity. The transcript has a single exon. Lineage: Eukaryota; Oomycota; Peronosporomycetes; Peronosporales; Peronosporaceae. The record is from RefSeq and is a predicted model, not a curated record. Gene Ontology annotation, biological process: intracellular signal transduction; protein phosphorylation.
AUGGUAGCCGAGGCAACUUUGCGAUAUGUAGAGCGGUUUCUUGAUGACUCGGGCGGUAACGACAGGCUGGGCCGACCUGGUGACCGUGAGUCCCUCGAUAAUGCGGGUCGACACAUGCGGGUAGCGAUGGUAUUCGUCUUGGCAGGAUUUAUGACCAUUUGGCUGCUUUGUGUGGGGUUGAUUUGGCACAUAAGGGUGAAUCGAGCAGGGGCUUUCAAAGGGAAUGCAGAAGCAGCAAGGAAGGUGAUCUUGCCAGCAUACGAACCGGUGCUGUUCGUGAUGGCAAUUAUCAAUGGCGCCUACAUAAUUUUCCUCGUGGUUGCGUUCGCAACUGACUAUUUCGACGUGUUCAUCUCCCCGGUUAUACUGGAAUCGUUUUGUUCCGGCAAUCAGUUCAUGUUCGUGACCGUCCUGAUGCUUAUGUUCGAGAAAAGCCUGUCAUUCCCAGCCGUCAAGCGAGCAGUGGCAUUGUCGUUGGUUCUGUCCUACUACACCACCUUGUACGUCUGGAUAGUGACAAAAUUCGGGAGUCCAAAUCACCAAAAGGAGUUUACCAUUGGCCUCCAGUUUGUACGCGGCCUGCUCAUGCUUCCAUUUAUGUACGCGUUUGUCAAGCCUCCAAACCGAGCUACAAAGAGAAUCAUUCGAGAAUUGUGUUUCGCUACCUUUGUUUUCUAUGCGCUCAUGGUACUGGUGGUGAUUUUCGCCACGAACCCAAAGACUGCACCGAAUAGCCACUACGUCCUCUACGCGAUAUUGUCGUGGGUGGCAUUUUGUCCUCUGGUUGUGUGGCGUGUGUUGAAAGCGGACACUGAGUAUUGGCGAGGAGUCGGUCAGCGAGCAUGUGCUUUGCAAGACUAUUUUCAACAUGAUAAUGACCUGAGCGAGCGUGUAUCAUCUAAAGGUUUGCACGUACUCAUUGAAAUGAACCGAAAAUGCGUGAUCGACUUCGCUUAUCUGGAGCUCAUUCGGCAGAUUGGAGUGGGGUCUAAAUCCACUGUGUUUCAAGGAACUCUAAAAAUGAAAACCCACGUCGCUGUCAAGGCGUAUGCGCCUUCAAGUUGCUCCGAAGAUGUCGUAGCCGCAUUUUCGCACGAAGCAGCCAUGUGCAGCGUCUUGAAUCAUCCUAACAUUGUCAAGUUUCAUGGAAUGUGUAUAGCGCCACCUACAAUUUGUCUCGUAUUCCAGCUUUGCCAGGGGAAUUUGGCCGACACGCUGGCUGAUCAAGCUCGCAGAAAAAAUCAUCCUGCCCGACAACAAUUAUUAAUUUGUAUCGGAUUCAUGUUGGAUGCUGCUCGUGCUGUGGCUUAUCUUCAUAGUUUCUCGCCUCCGUUUGUCCACUGCGACAUCAAGCCACCAAAUUUUCUAGUUGACGCAGCGUGCAAUGUGCAAUUAUCGGAUUUCGGCGAAUCCAGGAGAUCGAUGAAUCGAAAAAAGAGAGCACCUGCAAAAGCGCAAGUAGCCAUUUUGGAAGAUAAAUAUUUUGAGCACAAAAUUAUUGAUUCACCGAUCGAUACAGGUGAAUCGCAAAUCGACUCUACGUGGUGGAUGCAACUGGAAAAGAACUCGAUUGAAUACACUGCACCUGAGAUAAUGGAACAAGGAGAACUGCGUGUGUAUGGAGAAGCGACUGACGUCUAUUCACUUGCUAUUACUAUGUGGGAUAUCUUACAUCCUGCUGGUGACAAGUUUCCACAAGCACAUGGAGAUAGUGUCCAAGUGAUUGAAGAAGUUCUGCAUGGUGCACGCCCCAGGUUCAGCAGCAACACUCCUUUGAGAUUACGCGGUAUCAUUGAGCGCUCCUGGCAUCGUGAUCCUGGUCUUCGUCCUUCGGCAGCACAAAUUGUCGCUGCUUUGGAAGAAACUCAGGAGGAUUUCUGCUCGCGACUUGUACUCGAUAUAGUGAGUGGUCUUAGCGAUUUCUUUGAUGUCGUGGAUGAAUCUGCAUGUAGUUCAAGACCGCCAGGUGUUUACCACACUCACGCCUUCCCCGGAGCAUUCAUCGUAGACCGAAUGAUUGACCAGCGGUUCGUAAGGUGUCCGGCUGAGGCAGUUCGCAUGGGCAACGCAUUGAUGGAUUCCAGCGUCCUUCACCACGUUAACCAUUCAAAGAGUUUCGAAAAUAGUGCCACAGCACGGUACUAUUUCGCUUUUGAUGCAAGUCGUGAGAGUUCGAGUAGCUCAUUUAGCCUGAAUGAGACAACUGUUCCCAUGCUGGCACAUGGAGCCAACGGUGACCACUCUCGAACGUCCUUCAGCGUCGUACGACGCGCUGGACUCAGUUGUCAGUGUCGACAGCUAGGACAGCGUCUUAUCAGGCAAAGCAAGGCAUUUCGAUUUCGGAAACAGUCUCAAGCUACUUCAGAGGCCACAGUCGACAACUUGGAUCACUACAACGAUCUACCUGGAACUGCCGCCACCAUGGCCUAAAGCCUGUGUUGCGGAAAUAUGCCUUUUAUCACACAAUCCCAACAGAAAUAAUACGAAGCAAUCGUAAAAGCCUUCUUGAGUAGUUGCCAACUACAUGUACAAGUUGUAUGUAAUCACUUACGAC